Helobdella robusta is the source of this 651-nucleotide messenger RNA. RefSeq lists its product as hypothetical. The record is from RefSeq and is a predicted model, not a curated record. Bases 1 to 651 code for a protein of 216 amino acids. NCBI's taxonomy places the organism in Eukaryota, Metazoa, Annelida, Clitellata, Rhynchobdellida, Glossiphoniidae. The transcript is spliced from 4 exons.
AUGGAAACACUUCUGCCGGUAGAAUUCAACCGUCAACAAAUAAAAGAUUAUCAAUCUUAUUCUAGCUCUUCUUUUAUUCAAAAUCAUAAAUCACAACCGCAUAGUGUAAACAAUAAUAACGACAAUGAAAUAAACUUAUUUCCAAGUAGCAACACAAGCACUUUGUCAGCAAAUAGUUCACUAGUAGGUAUAGACAAAAAUGGGGAGAAUAAUGGGGAGAGUCUGGAAGGCAAUGGUGAUGUUAAAGGUAUUUUUGUCUCCGGUAGUUGGCUUGCUGAAAUGGUUAGGUUAGUAUUGUAUGCAACCAGAGAAAAUGUCAACAUUGUUCACGAAGUAUUCAAACAAGCAUUCCUUCAGUACCACCAUGAAAGUUACAAUGCUACAAGACGUGUAAUCAAUGAUGUAACUGUCCCACCAGAUGAUGUUAAAGUUGGCCUACAAAAUUCUCUCCGGUUUUUUUUUAACAUUUCUUCUAACGUUUUUAUGGUGAGUUUUUCUCCAUCACCAGUAGUCGAUAGUAACGAAGUUAUCAGACAAUUGGAUAGUCAAGGAACAAUUGUUAAUGGUUUUGUUGAAAAUAACCAAAGUUGUUAUGUCUCAGGACUGCCAAGCAAACACAUUAGCCAGUCGGCUUUCGGAACCAUUGUUUAA